This is a messenger RNA of Varanus komodoensis (Komodo dragon), 1772 nucleotides long. RefSeq names its product ornithine decarboxylase antizyme 2 (gene OAZ2). Gene Ontology annotation, cellular component: cytoplasm; nucleus. Gene Ontology annotation, molecular function: ornithine decarboxylase inhibitor activity. NCBI's taxonomy places the organism in Eukaryota, Metazoa, Chordata, Lepidosauria, Squamata, Varanidae. Gene Ontology annotation, biological process: positive regulation of protein catabolic process. The record is from RefSeq and is a predicted model, not a curated record.
UCGGAGCUUGGCGCUCGCGAAGGGAGGAGCUGCCGAGAGGCCCGAGAGUGCGCGCCUCCCCCGGCCCCGUCCGUCCUGCCGAGCCCCGAGGAUGAUAAACACCCAGGACAGUAGUAUUUUGCCUUUGAGUAACUGCCCUCAACUACAGUGCUGCAGGCACAUUGUCCCAGGGCCUCUGUGGUGCUCCGAUGCCCCUCACCCACUGUCGAAGAUCCCCGGUGGGCGAGGGGUUGGUAGGGAUCCUUCUCUCUCAGCUUUGAUAUAUAAGGAUGAGAAGCUCACUGUUAACCAAGAUCUUCCAGUGCAUGAUGGGAAGCCACACAUUGUUCACUUCCAGUACAAGGUUACGGAAGUAAAGACCUCCUCCUGGGAUGCAGUGCUAUCCAAUCAGAGUCUUUUUGUGGAAAUCCCUGAUGGCUUAUUAGCUGAUGGGAGUAAAGAAGGAUUAUUAGCACUGUUGGAAUUUGCUGAAGAAAAAAUGAAAGCAAGUUAUGUCUUUAUUUGCUUCCGAAAAAGCAGAGAAGACAGAGCUCCAUUACUGAAGACAUUCAGUUUUUUGGGUUUUGAAAUAGUGAGGCCUGGCCACCCCUGUGUCCCAUCGCGACCAGAUGUGUUGUUUAUGGUGUACCCCCUGGAUCAGGUCUCUUCUGAUGAUGAUUAGAGCCAGCACAGCACUUCAGUGGGAGCCGGACAUGCUUCAAAGAGGAGAGGGGGCUAAAACUCCUCUUAUGAGGAAAGGAAAAACAAAAUUCUUCUGGACUGAAACUGCAUUUCUUAUUGUUAGAGUGACCUGUAUAUCUUCUGAGUUGACUUUUCCAUUGAAAUGUGUUACCUAGCAAAUAAUAUAAAGUCUGCACAUGUAAUCGCACAAUAGUAAAUGGAAGGUAAAUGGAGCCCUUUCAUAUGGCUCGGUGGUCUGCUGGUUCGCCUAGUGGAGACAUCCUCUCCGACCACGUGGGGUGCAUAAGGAGUCCACGGGUGAAGAGGACGGGCUUUAGGACUCGUUAAAUUAGUGUUGGGCUUUCUGUUUAUUUGGUUAUUUGGCUUUCAUUUUAAAUUACUGUACGUUAAUAUGUUCAGGCUCUUAAGCAGGGGUCAUGCUUUGAGUGUAGCGAUUUGAGAAACAUUAACACUGUCUAGCAAACCGUAGGUGGCACCACUGGGGUAACCAACGCUGUGGGUUUCUGAAAAGCUUUGUCCUCUUCUAGCCUUUUCAUUAGGUUAGUAUUAACACUGCAUUAGUGCAGCUUUCAGUGGAAAGGGGGCAUUCGAAGAAACAUGUGAAGCUGGCCCCGCUUUUGAGAGAAGGACCUGCAUCCGCACUCCCUCUCGAAGGGCCGCAGUAGUGCUGCCUUCAUUAUCAAGCCUGGGUACAAGCUUUGAGUGCAGUGUCUGCACAAGUGCAUGCGGCACAGAAAGCAGAGAGACAGGUCUUCACAUCUCGCUCCCACAGCCUGAGGUGCAAAGCCUUAUGGGUACAGCUCGGCUAGAUGCUGAUGUAGCUAAGGGAUUCCAGAAUGCGUAUAGGCAACUUGAUUUGACCCUUUGCUAUUCUUAGUCUUUAAUCCUAUGCCCUCUCAUUAGGAACUAAGUCCCAUGAUGCAUAGGAGCAAACUGUUUAGGAAGUGUCAUAAUUUUAGUUUACAUGGUCGAAAACAUUCAUGUCUCAUCCUUUGCUGAAUGGCCUUCUUUUGGAUGUUAUGACAACUAUCAUUGCUUAUUUUUCCUUUAACAGCCAGAUUCUUCAAUCGUAAUAUACAAUUCCAACACUC